Stegodyphus dumicola is the source of this 2405-nucleotide messenger RNA. RefSeq names its product mitochondrial outer membrane protein SLC25A46-like. Lineage: Eukaryota; Metazoa; Arthropoda; Arachnida; Araneae; Eresidae. The record is from RefSeq and is a predicted model, not a curated record. Gene Ontology annotation, biological process: mitochondrial membrane fission; mitochondrial fission. Gene Ontology annotation, cellular component: mitochondrial outer membrane.
UGGCACGCUUUUUCCGUUCCUGGCCUAACCUUAGUAUAUUAAAGAACCUUGACAUCAGCCAUAUUUUCCUUAUCUUCGACUCCAAAGAAUAAAAUACAAAUGAAAACUAAUAAAUUUUCUGAAAUUUUAUGGUUAUCUUCCAGCCAUUUCAAAGGGUUUCUUCAUACAGUUAGAGGAAGAAGUAGAACUUCUCAUCUUUUAUUAAUAUUUGUUGUUUUCUUAUAAGCGAGAACGAACAAGCGGAAGGAAAAAGUGUUAGAUUGCUUUUAAAUGUCGUCGAGAGUAGAACUGUUACCUAUUGAUGAAGAAGGCCGAUCUCGCUUAAGCAAGCCAAACCUAUACGGAUCUCAAGGCCUUCUAAUGACUGAUUCCAAUGUGCCUCAUCCGCAACCUGACUAUAUCCCUGAAAAUCUAGAUACUGAUCAUGCCCAGAAAUUUGCUGGCAUUGGACUUGAAAUUGCAAGUACGGUGAUUGGGAGUUUAAUAUCUCAUCCAUGCAUUGUACUCCGAAGGCAGUGUCAGGUGAACAGGAAGGCAGCUAGAUAUCAUCUGAGUCCCUUUACUCUUGUGCCUGUUGUAAUAAGGUUACAAAGCAGACAGGGUCUAAAAUGUCUGUGGAAAGGGUGUAGUGGUAUUUUCAUACUGCGUGGAUGUUCUGUGGCUCUGGAAACGUUCAUCGCUGAGUUAACACCUUUUCCUCGGGAAGUAUCUUCAAACAACUCUUUGAAACAAUUAGCUCAACAUCUGUUAUUGAAACUCAUUACAUAUGGAUUUCUAACACCAUUUUAUUGUGCAAGUCUUGUUGAAACAGUGCAGAGUGACAUUGCGAGUGAAAAACCUGGUGUUCUUGACUGCAUAAAGGAAGGGUUUUGUCGCCUGUUCAGAGUAGGAACACCACAUUCCACACGUUUGCUUCCAAUGUGGCAGCUGGUAGGACCUACGGCUUUAUAUGGAGUUUCUUUCUAUGUUCUUUCUUCAUUAGUUCGAUCUGUCUUUCAGUGGUUUCAUUCAAUGAAAUUGUUAAAUCAGCAUAAACAGAAUUCUCAAGCCAACCAAAGUUCUGCUGUAAAUUAUCUGGACAAUUUAUCUACAGUACAUUUUGGUUCUCUUGUUGCUAGUAUAAUGCUUUAUCCUGGCGAAACAUUACUUCAUAGGUUGUAUCUUCAAGGAACAAGAACUAUAAUUGAUAAUUUAGAUUCUGGAACUUCUGUGCUUCCAGUAAUAACAAAGUAUGAAGGUGUAGUGGAUUGCUUUCAUACAAUUGUGGCUGAAGAAGGAGCAGCGGGACUUUAUAAAGGCUUUGGUGCUCUUUUAUUGGAAUAUGCCUUUCAGGCUCUCAUUUUAAAAAUAGCUAGAAUUACACUAAAUGAAAUUGAACAACUUUUUCGUGCAUCAGCUGGUAAAAAAACUUGAAUUUAAAUUUUAUUCCAUUCGUUAAUUAUGGGUCGCAAAUAAAUAAUAUCCUCUGUCAGUGUUUAUUUAUAAGAAUAUUAUUUCAGUGUAUCAGAUUAUUUAUAAGAAUGUUAUUUCCUUAGUUCAUCAUAAAAUACAGUAGAAUAUGUAAUGAAUAAAAUCUUUCGCGCAUUAUGUAUUUCACAAAAAUAUUAUAUCUCUAAAAGAUUAUUUUUAGGUAGUCAUUAUGAUUUUUCUUGAAAUUUUAUGCUAAAAAAUAUGUGCAUGUAUAAUCAUUAAGUGCAUAUUAAUAUUUGUAUGUUGUAACUGGAUUACGAUGAUUAUAAACUGACUAGUUGUGUCUGCUAUGUAAUAUAUUGUAUUAUAAUUAUUGUUUUUGAAUUUAUACAUACGUGUAUAAAAUUAUUGUUACUAAUUAUAUUGUAAUUUAUAUCAUAUGUCUGAGUAUAUGAAUAAGUGAUUUUUAAAUUUAAUGCUUAUUAAAUUUAAAAAGUGUACAGAGAUAAAAUUUGAACUAAACUAAAAAAAUAGUCUUUUGUGUUUUAGCAUUCAUUUGUGUAUAAAAUAUUUAAUAAGAAAGGCUCUGUACUUAUGUUUCAUAUUUGCGUGCAGUCUGUUUUCCAGAAUAUGUAUUUUCAGUGUAUAUGUGUAGAUGUUAAGACUGUUUAGAUGCUGGCACAAAUUUUUAUAUUUAUCAUGUAUGUUACAUUAAUUUGAACCAAUUUAAGAAUUAUUUUUUUUUCUGUAAUAGAUCCUUUAUUAAAUUAAUAUUUUAAAAAAACCUAAUAAUAAUUGCUACAUAACUGGUAAUUGAUAAUUGCUACAGAAACUUCACCAUUUAUUCUAGGCUGGUCCAUUUAUGUUUUGUUCCUUAACCUAUAGAUUUUUUUUUUAAAUUGUAAAAGACACAUCUUGCUGAAAAGUAAUCAAAACAGUUUUUGUCAGUGUUAUCCUGUGUUAAAAUAUUCAAAUAAAAAUCAUUAUUAUAAUUU